GUGGUUGAAUCCCUUAUUUAUUAUUGGCCAUAAACGGAAGCUUGAAGAAGAUGAUAUGUAUAAAGUGCUGCCAGAAGAUUCCUCUGAGAAGCUUGGAGAGGAAUUGCAAUGGUACUGGGAUAAAGAGGUGCAAAAAGCAAAAAAGAGAGGAAAAACGCCACGUUUAACAAAAGCCAUUAUUCUUUGUUACUGGAAAUCAUAUUUAGUUUUUGGAAUUUUCACGAUGAUUGAGGAAACCCUCAAAAUAAUUCAGCCAAUAUUUUUGGGAAAAAUAAUUAGUUAUUUUGAAAACUAUGAUUCCUCAGAUGAGAUAGCUUUGAAUUUUGCAUAUUGCUACACAGCUGCUCUGUCUGUGUGCACACUUAUUCUAGCUAUAAUGCACCACUUAUACUUCUAUCAUGUACAGCGGGCUGGCAUGAAGCUGAGGGUAGCUAUGUGUCAUAUGAUUUAUCGGAAGGCACUUCGUCUCAGUAAUGUAGCUAUGGCAAAAACUACCACUGGUCAAAUAGUAAAUCUUCUGUCCAAUGAUGUGAACAAAUUUGAUCAGGUAACGAUUUUCUUGCACUUCUUGUGGGCUGGACCAAUUCAAGCUGUAGCAGUAACAGUACUUCUCUGGAUGGAGAUAGGCCCAUCAUGUCUCGCGGGAAUGGCAGUUCUGAUUAUUCUUCUUCCUGUCCAGACCUGCAUUGGGAGGCUUUUUUCUUCCCUGAGGAGCAAGACAGCGGCCUUAACAGACGUCAGGAUUAGAACCAUGAAUGAAGUCAUAAGUGGUAUGAAGAUAAUAAAGAUGUAUGCUUGGGAAAAAUCAUUUGCGGAACUUGUGAAUGGUUUAAGAAGGAAGGAGAUUGCCAUGGUUAUGAAAAGCUCCUACCUUCGAGGACUGAACUUAGCCUCUUUCUUUGUGGCAAGCAAAAUAACAGUGUUCAUGACUUUCAUGGCAUAUGUACUGCUUGGCAAUGUUAUCUCUGCAAGUCGGGUGUUUGUUGCAGUGUCCCUGUAUGGUGCAGUAAGACUGACAGUAACUCUCUUCUUCCCUUCGGCUGUGGAGAGAGUAUCGGAGGCAGUGGUUAGCAUACAACGCAUCAAGAACUUCCUGAUACUUGAUGAGGUCUCACACUUCAAGCAACAACUGCAUGGUAAUAAUGAGAAUGUCAUUCUUCAUGUUCAGGAUUUGACUUGCUAUUGGGAUAAG
Messenger RNA from Leptosomus discolor (cuckoo roller), 1192 nucleotides. The record is from RefSeq and is a predicted model, not a curated record. NCBI's taxonomy places the organism in Eukaryota, Metazoa, Chordata, Aves, Leptosomiformes, Leptosomidae.